Molecule: messenger RNA, 5853 nt
Organism: Symbiodinium sp. CCMP2592
Lineage: Eukaryota; Dinophyceae; Suessiales; Symbiodiniaceae
Source: the annotation of a GenBank genome assembly
AUGAGCCCCGGCUCUUCCUGGUGGGCUGUUGCCACGAUCGCUUGGCUUCGCGGCGGAGAUGCCUGCACCGACCUGAUUCCAGGAUGGCAGGACAAGGAUGGGCGUGACUGCAACCAUUACCGCAACACCAAGAAGUGGUGUACUCCGACGGGUGCGUAUGACCACGAGUGGGACCCAGAAUUCCGAUUCUUCUUUGCCGACUACCUGCUGCCGAACGAGACGCUCACCGCGGCGGAUGUUUGCUGCAACUGCGGCGCCGGUCUUUGCAAAGACGAGAAGCAUUGGGUCGACUCUCGUGGUUGGUCAUGCGACCAGUACUACCAGGAGGGCUGGUGUCCAUCCGGGCUUCCUGCGGGAGAGAACUUGCAGGCCUAUGCAGUGGACAAUGUGUCCGCUGCCGAAGCCUGCUGCCAAUGUGGCGGUGGUUGUCAAAGUUCCAGCACCUGGGUAGAUUCCGGGGGAAACAACUGCAGCGCCUACUACCACCAGCAAUGGUGCGCAUGGUCCGGUGGUGUAGGUCCUGGAUGGGACAGCAGUUGGGGAGCCAUCGAAGCUUACGCCGUGGGCGGGCAAAGCGCCUGGGACGCCUGCUGCGAAUGCUCCCGCUGCAAGGAUGACGUGAUCCUGAACGACCAGGAUGAAGUCGCAGCUUGGACGGCGCAGGGUUGCCGCGUGGCGCGGAAGCUGCGCUUGCAGAAUGAAGUGUCCGACUCCAGCGUCUUCUCGCAUGUGCGAAACAUCUACAUCCUCGAGGUAAUCCAAUCCCAAGUCACUUCUUUGGCCGGCUUUGGGAAUGCCAUUGUCGGCGAUAUGCGCAUUCUUGGCAACUUCCAACUCGCCAGCUUGGAAGGCAUUGGAGGGGCCUAUGACACGCUCAUGAACUUCAUGGUCGCCAACAUGCCUCUGGUGACGAGUCUGCAUGGCCUGCCGGCCUUCAGGAGAGUCUAUCGUCUGUGGCGGAUCCUGGCCAUGCCCGCCUUGGUCGACAUCGCGGCCAUGGGAACCCUCGAAGAGGUCGGUUGGAUGGAUGGCCUUGAAAAUCCUGCGAUGAAAUCUUUCCAUGGCUUGGAGCGUCUGCACACGAUCCGAACGCGCAACUUUCUGCAAAGAUCGGUCCGCUUUACGCAGAUGGGUGACUUGGAGUCACUGGAUGCCUUCGGCGGCUUGCGGGGUGCGAUUGCCGGAACAGUGGAGAUGGAGUUCACCCCCACCGCGAACGGCAGGAUCUCAGCACAAGGCUUCCUGGGCUUCACGACAGCCUGCGCGUCCUUUUGCUUCCUGAAGGGAAUCUCGCUCAGGGCCACCCCGGCACCCCUGGAGGACAGCUACUGCUUCCCGGACGAGGACAGAUUGGCGCUCUCUUUCAAAGGGGGAAUCUCUUUUGCAGGGGGGCCGCAGUUGGAUCCGGCUUCCUUCGGGUCUGGGUGCACGAGAUGCGCGGAGGACUGUGGCCAUCUCUCCCAUGGGUACCGGGUCGCCUGCGACUACCGGGUGGGCCUUUGUGGCUGCCCUCUGGGGACCAUGAGCACCAACUGUAAUACGUCGGCGCCUGAGGUGCGGAUUGUCCCGGGCCAGUCGCAGGAGUGUACGCGACCACGUAAAGCGGACGGGGAGACGAUUGCCUGCGAGGUGUGCAUCGCGGUGUACACGAGCGAGUACAACUCGAGCGCAAUGGACCCUCCUCGAACUCUGAGAGUGGAGGAGGCCCAGAGUGCGCUGCGCUGGGCGUGGCCCCAGCAGAUCAGCUGGCAAUCACCAUUCAACGGCACACUUUGCACGAACAUCAGCUUGUCGGCCAUGGAUCCACCCCUGGGAGACGAAAACCUGGAGUUGGUCCUGGCAUACUCCGACUAUGCCCAGGAUUUCUUCUUGCCUGGCAGUCUCCGCAACCCCCUGCGGAACCCUAUCGAGCCCAUUUACCCGUGGUGCUUGGACACAGGUGACUGCACACGGACUGGCACUGACCCUGUGUCCUUCUCGCUCACCAUCAGCGAGCCCCCCGUGGGCCGGGCGGAAUUCUCGCAUCAGGAGAUUUAUGUUCGAGAGGGCACGGUUGGCGCCGUGGUGGUGAAGCGUGUGGGUGGCGACUAUGGGAGGUUGACCACAACGAUUGAGGUGGACAACAGCUCGGCGGCAGUGCAGGACUUCAACUACCUCUGGCCUGGGUUUACGCUGAGUUGGCUCCAUGGCGAUUCCAGGUCGAAGGCCAUCGCCGUAGUAUUCAAGGACAACAGCGUCGCUGAGCCAGACGUGGUCCUCUCCGUCCGCCUGCCGCAGGGAGGGGAGAACUCCACCUGUAACGUGUGGAUACAGGACGACGGGGAUGCGGGACAGCUGGGCUUCAGCGACCAGCGCAGGGUGGUGCCGGAGACUUCUCUGAGUGACGGCUGCCUCUUCCAUGCACGUCGCGAUGGUGGCAGUAGCGGUCUCGCUCGUGUCCGUGUCGAGGUGGCUGAGUGCCUCACCCAGGAGAGUCCAGCCGUUGAAGGUCAGGAUUUCCUCUUUGCGCCCGGAGUGCUCACCUGGGCGGAUGGUGAGAUCGGGGAGAAGUGCGCCGUCUUUGCUCCCUCGACGAGUCUCACCGACGCGGGCGUUGUCCAGGGCGCAGCGCUGAUCUCUGUGCUCGAGGACGCCAGCACCGAGCGAGACGAGGCGGUGUGCUUUGGCCUGACGUUGCUGGAAGGAGUGGCUGAGGUGGCGACCACGGAGGGCCAGGGCUUGAGCCCAUCCGCCUCGUUGGUGUUGCUGGACCAGGGCGUCGACGGCGGGCCGCAGCAGGCCCCCUGCGCCCGGGGCAGACCGUGCUAUGUGGACCUCUCCAACAGUCUCCUGGCACGCCAGCUCGCCGGCGCCGAUGCCGCACGCCGUUUGGCCGGGGCAGCCGUGGGAGUGUUCCUCUCCCUGGGUAUCUGUCCGGCCUGCGAUGCCCCGGCGGCUGCCGAGAGAAGCGAGUUGAAUGACACCUACGUCGCGAGCUUCCCACAGCUCGCCGUUGAUCCUGGCCAAUAUCUCGUGUGCCUUUGCGCCGGCCACGACAGCACCGCGGGGAAGGCUGUGGCCAGCUUGACCGUGGAUGGCAUUCAGGGCGGCCACCAGGCGACCUGCGCUUUGGGUCAGAAGUGCCAGCUGCCGGUGCUGCAAGGACUGGGUCUCCAGGCCGGCGACGCCCUGACGGUGCAGGAGCUGUGCGGGCAGACAGAACUCCUCGACGGCUUGCCUUCGCAGGUCGCCACGGAUGACUGGGGCAACGGCAGCUACGUCUUCGCGAGCGACGCCGUGCUCCAAAGCAGCCAGGGCUUGUUCAACCUUUGCUGGUGCCGACCGCAGCCCAAUCUCGCGCAGCCGUGCAUAGCAGUGGCAGACUUUGCCGUACAGGUUGGACUCUUCAAGGUCGAAGGGCCGCGCUUUGGCCAGGCCUUUGAAUGCCAAGUCGACUCGCCGAACUGCGCCCUUUCCGGGCUCGCGGGGACAGGGCUUCGUGCUGGCGACAAGAUCAUGGCGAAGGAGACCUGUGAGAGCGCAGAUGCCGUCGACUGGGGAGCGGCGUACUCCGUGGCGGUGACGGCGGACGGGCGAAACUAUUCCUUCGGUGCGCUGCGUGGCACCGGUACCGUUCUGCAGGAGCUCGCCUUGUGCUGGUGCCCAUCCUCGGCGCCCUGCUCGUCUCCUGGCGACUACCGGGGAGAUCUUGGGCGUUUGUCACUGCGGUGCCCGGAAGGAUACUAUUGGCCGACUGCCGAAGGAGUUUCGCUGCGGGAGGGCGAGUGCCAGCCCUGCGAAGUCUACCAGAAGACUGCGGGAUCCGGCUCAAUCGGACGGGCGGCCUGCCUCUGCCGGACGCUGGCGGAUGGGUGGCCGUUUCAGGAGGUGACGGACGGCAACUGUGGCUGCCGUGACGGUUACGUCUGGGAUGGCGACUUGCUUGGCUGCGUGCCCUGCAACGAGGGCCAAGAUUGCCGCUGGGAGAACCUCUUCAGGAGGAGCCUCGAGCCUCCGCCGCUGAUCCCGGGGCAUUGGUCCGAUGACAAAGGCUCCGUCUACCGCUGCUUCAGCACCAGCACUUGCCCCUUUACGAACAGCACCUGUGCGGUGGGACGCACUGGGAAGGCAUGCGCUGUCUGCGAAGAAGGCUUCAUCGGCGGCCACGAUGGGGAAUGCCAGCCUUUUAAGGUCAGCUGCGCCCAGGAGUCGACGGAGGCGAGCGUGGCACAAUUCAUGGCGAUCCUCAUUCCGAUCGCAGUUUUACUGAUCGCAUUGGGCAUGGUAUGGUUGGCAAGGCGCCACCAGCAGGUCGCGGAUGAGCAGAAUAAGCACGUGUUGCAGACCCUCUCUGGGCUGCGGGAAGCGCUUGCACAGAACUUCCAGUACCUGCAGAUUCUUAGCAUCGUGUCCCUCUUCAAAGUGCGCUGGCCGCCGCUCCUGUCGGAGAUCUGGGCUUUCGUGCGAGGCAUCACAGCAGAGCUCAUCACAAUUCCCAGCUUGGGAUGCGUGCUACCGCACCCUUCGUCCUUCAACGAGAUGUUGGUGCGCUAUCUGAUACCGGUGCUGCUGGCUGCGAUGACCCUGCUUUCUUGGCUGUUGGUGCGACUAGCUCGCAAAGGUCUGCGAGCGUGUGGUGGUCCGAAGGCUAUUGUCGCCAGCCUGGACGUGCGGGGAAUACAGAUGCUGGAGCUGCUGGUCCUCACAGGCUGUUUGUUUUACAGCCUGAUCGUGCGCAACGGCUUCAUCGUGUUCACGUGCUCCACUGGUCCGAAUGGCAUCUCUAGCGUGGUCAUCUACCCGCACAUCGACUGUCCCAGCUCCGGUGCGGAUCUGAGCGACUGGAUGCAGCUGCUUCCUUUUGCGCUCGUCUACAACCUGGUGUUUAGCCUCGGCUUUACCUUCCUCGUCUUCCACGCGGCGCGGAAGGUGGCGGAGCACUUGGUGAAGAGCAACUUCCACGAUCGAGGCCCCUGGCACUUCGUAGCGACGGAGUUCCGGGACACCUACAUCUGGUGGCUGUUCCUGAAGAUGAUGAAGGACCUGCAGAUCAACAUCCUGGCGGCCGUGUUUACGAAUUUGGGCUCCAUCCAGCUGCUCAGCACUGCGGUGGUGUCGACGCUGUAUGGAUAUCUCUGCGCUCACCACCAUCCAUUCAGGGAUCCCAUGAACAAUCUGCUCGAAGUUUGGUGCUCUCUGUCAGUGGCUGGCAUUUGCUUCUUCGCCUCCGGAAUGGGCUUCGCUUACGACGCAGAGGACGACUACGCCGAGACCGCCCUCGAGACGCAGGAGCUUGGAGAAGAUGGCUCGCUGAGAGCGCAGAUCCUGCUGGGUUUUCAGCUGAUCUCUUUCGCUGGCGGCUUCGGCAUUCUGUUCCUCCAACUCUUCGGUGUCGCACCAGGUGUGGCCAGGUGGAUUCCGCAGAGCAUGAGGCCCCGGGACUCCGAUGGCCUGGAGCUCGCCGCGGAGCAGCUGGGCCUCGCGUUCAAGGCAGCAGAUUUCUCGAAGUUCGACGACGUGGCUGUGGCCAGAAAUUUCGCUCUACUUCAGGAGAGCCGAGCUUUGUUGCAAUCCACCAAGUGGCAUAUCCGACGGAGCGGGUCAUUCACUCGUCUUAUGCCGGGGCGCCACUACAUGGCGCGGCUGAUCAGCAAGGAAAAGUCGAUGUCCAUGCAACUCGAAGACGACGGCGAGCCGGAGCUUGACCCAAGGGGUCUGGCAGAUACCGGUGAGGAGGUCGAUGCUUCUCGCGAGAGCGAAGACAAGCUUGAAGAUGAUCGGGGAGGUCAUCAGCUUUCAAUUCCACAGGACGGAUCAGCCCAGUCGGCAGACCCUGGCAGUGAGCAGGGUGAGUACGAGACUUAUGUGUUUUAA